UUAUACUUGUAAUACGAUUGAAUUAGUCAAGAAUAUUUUUCGUCUUGUUAUCAGAAAUCCUUUCUGAGGGUGUGAAUAAGCACGAAAAAAUAAUGGAAUUUCUUGCUUUGCAGGACGGAAGAGGCAAGUUCGAGGAAGUGGACAGGAAGUGCAGCGAGCUGCGACACGAAAAUGAGAGGAUGAAGAACACGCUGGCGCGAUACGAGGAGCACGCGACGCAACAGCAGAAGCGCAUCUAUGAGAAGAUGCACGAGAAUACGCAGUUGUCGUCGAUGUUGGAGCAGAUACGGGAGGAUUCCGCUCGUCAAGUAGCGCGGACGAAGGAGCGAUGCGAGACCAUGCGGAGAUCGAUGCAAGGCCAGAUCGCUGAAAUGGAGAGGCAAUUGGCGCAGUGCAAGGCGACAGCGCGAGCUGCUCAGCGUGACAGAGACGAGAUCAGGCAGAAGAUGCAGGGUCAGAUAAACAAUUUGGACGAGGCGUUCAAACACGCGCAAGGCCGCAUAAAAUCCUUACAAGGCCACGUGAACUACCUGAAAACCUCGUACAGCAAUAUUUUCCUUGGCCAAGGGGAAACACCGGCGGGCGCUCUGCCAGCGAACGAUUCUUGCGAUUGCAACUAUUAAAAUGUGUACUACCUUUCAGUGAUAACAGUGCAACAGCGCAUUUUUGUUCAACACAACGAGAAAUAAAAGUGUAUUACUUGAUCA
Messenger RNA from Ooceraea biroi (clonal raider ant), 707 nucleotides. Its product is annotated as endonuclease MutS2. Gene Ontology annotation, biological process: regulation of cilium assembly. NCBI's taxonomy places the organism in Eukaryota, Metazoa, Arthropoda, Insecta, Hymenoptera, Formicidae. Gene Ontology annotation, cellular component: centrosome. The record is from RefSeq and is a predicted model, not a curated record.